Molecule: messenger RNA, 739 nt
Organism: Medicago truncatula (barrel medic)
Lineage: Eukaryota; Viridiplantae; Streptophyta; Magnoliopsida; Fabales; Fabaceae
Exons: 3
Coding region: 175-399 (74 amino acids)
Source: RefSeq, a predicted model, not a curated record
AAUUUCUCUCUUAUUUCUCUCUCCUCUAUUUCUUUGAUCAUCCAAAUAGAACAUAACGUUUUCGCCAAUCACAGCAACACAGUCUCUCCUCAACCCUAAAACCCUCCCGCGAUUGAGCGAUUCACAUCAACAACACAGCUUUCUUCAUCUCUUCCCACAGGUAAAAUAAAAUAAAUGGGUGGUGCAUUUUGGGGUACGCGGGUGAUGGAGGUAGUGAAGAAGCAUGAUUCUUCAGGACUCUUGUGGAAGAGAAUCAAACUCACCACAACUCGUAAAGCCAAUGCCAAGAAGCGUCUUCGCCGUGUGUGGCAGAAUGAAGCUGUCCUCAAGGCUUGUUCCGAACCAGCUCCUUCAGCAAGUUCUUCUGCCAGUGCCAACAAUGUUACAAAGAGUACUUAAGUUGAAGGGUGUCCACCUGAAGGUUGUUCCAUCGGUAUUUUGGGUCUAUAUUAGUUUUUGUCGCUCAUUUGAAAAACUGUAGAGGAUGCUUCAAUUAGCCAAAGAUUUUAACUUUCUUACAAAAACUAGUCGGUAAGUUGUAGCCUUUUUAGGGCGCAUAAGCUGCAAAUACAUUACAGUUUUUUAGAGCUUUAGCUGCGUGAUGUGUCUUGUGUGAGCAUUACUAUCUAUCUUGCCUAUUUUAUGAAGUCAGUCAAUAGUUCUAUAACGUGUUAGCGUUUACUACUACCGAAAUUUCUAGCAUUGCAGUUGUUGUGACUUGCAAUGCAUAUUGAUGUUA